AUUUUUUUUAGGCAAUAAUAAUAGUAGGCAACAUUAAUAAUGGCUUUUCCUGCAGAAGCAUUAGCAAUAGUUAUUGAUGUUAGUCCUCAUAUGACAAUACCUGAUUCUGAAAACCAAUCUCUUCUUCAAAAAAGUAUUUUGGCUGCUAACAAGAUUGUGCAAAGAAAAAUAUUUGCUGAUACUAAGAAAAAUAAAGAUGAAGCCACACUCAUACUUUUUGGAACAAGUGGAACAUUCAAUCCUCUGAAUGACGGACACAACCAGUAUAAACAUAUCACAAUAGUACAAGAGCUUCGUGUUAUAGAUCUUGAUUUGCUCAAAUUUAUUAAUAAUCGUAUUCUACCGGGUACAGCAAAUGCUGAUUUCAUUGAUGCUCUGGUUGUAGCUGUGGAUCAUUUGAGAACAAAAUGUUUAGGGCGAAAGAUGACAAAAAAGAUUGUUCUGUUUUCUAACAUGUGUUCAGAGUUUGCUGAUGAUCAAUUAGAAAUGAUAAUAUCUGCAAUCAAAGCAUGUGAAAUCAACCUUAUUUUUGUCGGUCCUGAGAUAGAUGAUGAUGAUGAUAGUGAAGUGCAGAGUCCAACCCCAAUGCUAAACAAUAAACCUCUAGGAUCUCAGCAAGUUAAAGGUAUCAACUGCAUUCGUCAUAUUUUAGAAUCUGUAGAUGGAGAAGGCAUGUCUAUAAGUGAAGUUCUUCCAAUGGUGAGUUUCUUUGAAAAACGAAGCAAAAAGCAAGUUACAGCGUUUCGAGGACCUAUUGAAAUAGGAGCAUCAUUAAAAAUUAAUUGCUAUGCUUUUGUUAAGACAUCAGAGGAGAAGCCGUUUUCUUGGAAGAAACUUUCAGCAGUUGCUGAAUCAGAACUCAAUUGUCACACAAUGGAAGUUGACAUGAGGCGAUCAUACCAUAGGAUUGAUGAAGAUCAAACACAAGUAGAAAAAGAUAAUAUUGCACAUGCAUAUCGUUAUGGAAAAAUGCUUGUUCCAAUGUCAGCUGAAGAUCAAAAAGCUAUGAAACUCAACUCAGAAAAAGGGUGUUUAGUACUUGGUUUCACUUCUCGAAAUAAUAUUGAUCGCUGGAUGUUCAGUCAAAAUGGUUGUCAUAUUUUUGUUGCCCAGCCAGACGAUGAAUAUGCAGCUGUAGCUUUCUCUGCUCUGUGUCGUGCAUUAGAUGAAAAAAAUAUGGUGGCAAUUGUUCGCUAUGUAUCAAGGAGCAAUAAUGAUCCAAAAAUUGGAUUUUUAACUCCUAAUAUAAAGAGCUCUUAUGAAAGUCUUUUAUUUAUUGCUUUACCAUUUAAAGAAGAUAUCAGACACUAUCAGUUUGCUUCAUUUAAGAAUGUUAAAGAACCAUCAGAAGAAGCAAUUGCAGCAAUGGAUUCAUUUAUAGAUUCAAUGACUCUCAUAAAGAAUGAUACAGAGUUAUUUAAUCCGAAAGAUUUGGUAAAUCCUUAUAUGCAAAGACAGUUUCAAUGCAUUCAACAUCGUGCAUUAAAUCCCGAUGACACAACAAUACCAGAGGUGGAAGAAUAUAUUGCAAGUUCAUUGAGAGUUAUUCCUGAGAUGUUAGCUAAUGCACAAGAACAAGCAAGUAUAAUCAAGAAAAAUUUCCCUUUGCAAGAGUUAAAACAAAAAGAAAAAAAUGUCAACAUGUUCCAACAGGGUGGAAUUAAUGAUACAGAAUAUAAUGAUAACAAUAUGGGAGAUAAUGAAUCUAGAGACUUUUUAUCAAGUUUAACGAAGUCUUGUUUAAAGGAGGUUGGAACAGCUGAUCCGGUUAAUGAUUUCUUAACAUUGAUAGAAAAUGCUGACAAUGACAAGUUUGUUGAAGUGUGCGAGCAAAUGAGGAAAAGCAUCUUGAAACUCGUUCUCAACUCUUUUUUAUCUCAAUAUUUCAUAAAAGCUAUUCAAGCAACUAAAACUCUUAGAGAACAAAGCAUUGCUAAAAGAGUGUCCAAAGUUUAUAAUGCCCUUUUAUAUGACUUGAAAGAAGAAACCUGUGGAAAAUUAAAGGAUGAGUUUUGGCAGCUACUUAUAAAAGAAAAUUUAUCGUUAAUUAGUGGAAAUGAAGCUAAAGACAGCACAAUAACAGAAGAUCAAGUUCAUUCAUUCUUUCUAAACAAUGAAGUUGAAGAAAAACAGAUCAUUGAACUACUAAACGAUGACGUCGAUGAUCUGUUUGAUAUGAUGUAAGCGUCCUUGAAGUCAUGAUCAAGUUUGUUGACAAAGCUGUCAGUGGAACCGAAGAAAUACUUAUCGUGCUCAAACUUUUAAUGCCCAUAAGUGCUUAAAACAGAAAAGUUUAUCAAUACUAAUAUUAAACUUCUAUAAGAAAUACUAUUAAAACGUUUAUUAAAAAUAAAAAGAAAAUUUUAUAUAAUAAAA
Hydra vulgaris (swiftwater hydra) is the source of this 2376-nucleotide messenger RNA. Its product is annotated as X-ray repair cross-complementing protein 5. Gene Ontology annotation, molecular function: telomeric repeat DNA binding; DNA helicase activity; double-stranded DNA binding. Lineage: Eukaryota; Metazoa; Cnidaria; Hydrozoa; Anthoathecata; Hydridae. Gene Ontology annotation, biological process: DNA recombination; telomere maintenance; double-strand break repair via nonhomologous end joining. Gene Ontology annotation, cellular component: nucleus; Ku70:Ku80 complex. The record is from RefSeq and is a predicted model, not a curated record.